Stegostoma tigrinum is the source of this 2040-nucleotide messenger RNA. RefSeq names its product peroxisomal biogenesis factor 11 beta (gene pex11b). Lineage: Eukaryota; Metazoa; Chordata; Chondrichthyes; Orectolobiformes; Stegostomatidae. Gene Ontology annotation, cellular component: peroxisomal membrane. The record is from RefSeq and is a predicted model, not a curated record. Bases 94 to 915 code for a protein of 273 amino acids. The transcript has 4 exons. Gene Ontology annotation, biological process: regulation of peroxisome size; peroxisome fission.
ACCACUGGCGGCCAUAUUUUAUACCCCGCGCAGCUGAGGCGGCCCCGAAACAAAACAUAAAAGUAGAUCUCUAUCUAUCUUUUUGUGAGCAUUAUGGAUUCUUGGGUACGCUUCACAGCGCAGAGCCAGGGAAGGGAGCGUAUCUUCAGAGCUGCUCAGUAUGCCUCUGCUUUGGUUGCUUAUUCAUUACAGACGAGUGGAGCAAGCCCAGAGCUGGUUAUCUGCAUCAAACAAUUGGAGGCACAUUUGAGUUUGGGACGCAAGUGUGAGUACAUCAAUGAGAACAUAACUCCUUGCAACGUUUGCUGUCACUUUAAUCAUCUAAGUUCGGGCAUGUGUGUCAGCACAGUGUUCCGGUUGGGGAACUCGGCUGAAGCGCUGGAGGCCGCCAAGCGUGCCAUUCACCUGUCGGACCUGGUGCUGCGGUUCUGCAUCACAGUCAGCCACCUGAACCGGGCCAUGUACCUGGGCUGCGACAACCUGCUGUGGGCUGGCAAGGUGGGACUGGCCACCACACUGGACCAGGACAAGUGGAGCCAGCGCUCGUUCAGGUACUACCUCUUUGCACUCAUCAUGAACCUGAGCCGUGAUGCUUACGAGAUCAGCAUGCUAGCGCAGCGAGAGGCCCGGGUCCAGAGCAAAGUGGGCAGCGAGGCCAAUGGCAGGCCCUCCUGUGCCAGCACCACCCUGCUGGCAGGCAGGGUGCGGGCGCACCUGGGACUGCUCUGCCACGUGCUGAGGGCCAACCCCCCGCUGCUCCUGGACGUGCUGAAGAACUGCUGUGAUCUCUUCAUCCCCCUGGACCGGCUGGGCCUGCUCAAGACCAGCCCGGGGGUCGUGGCGUUCUGCGGGCUCUCCUCGUCCAUUCUCUCGAUCCUCACCAUUUCCCAGCCUUGGCUUAAACUGAAGCCCUAACAGGGCUCAGGGAUCCAGACCCACACCUGACUGAGGGGACAGCACAGACAAUAAAAGACUGAAUUUACUUUCAUUCGUAUCGUUGGCAACAAAAGCUGAGACAACCCUGCUGCGUUGGCCUGUUGAGGCAGGGAUGAGAUAGAUGCAUGGAGCUGCUAGUAAACAAACCUUAUUUAUGUAGCUGACAGCAAACAGAAUCUGCUGACUCAUCGAGAAAUGACCCAGCAGAACCUGCUGACUCAACAUAGCAAGGAAUACAAUCUGCUGACUCGGCCAAAAGACAAACCAAAUCUGCUGACUCAACAAGAAAUGACACCGACAGACUCAGCAAAACCGACUGGAAUCUGCUGACUCGACAAAAAUGUAAUCUGCUGACUAAGCAAGAAAUAACAAACGGAGUCCACUGGCUCAAUAAACCGAUCGGCAGAAUCUGCUGACUCAACGGGAAAUGACUAGCGGAUUCUGCUGACUCAGUGAAAACACGACUGCCGUUACCUGCUGUUUGAACAAAAGGGCCAACGGAAUGUGUGUGUCGCGCCCCGGCAGGAUUGCAGGAAAUCUCAGCCUAGGCACAACUGCUACGGGAGAGCCCAUGACUCCUAUGCCUCGUGACUGAUCAGGAACACAUGAUGCCACCUCCCCCCCCCCCCCCCCACCCAUCACCAAAAGCCUUCCCCCUAAAAAUAACUCACGAGGACACAGCCAUCAGGUUGGAAAGGCUCAGCUAGCAGCUUUGUCACUGGCACCCUGUCACAUGGCAGCUGAACUUGGGAUGUGUGGGGCCCUGCCGAUCACUUUUUGCUCCGGCCCAUUGAACUGAAAGGCAUUGACCAUUCCCAACCACCCCUCCCCACCCAUUAUCUCUGCGUCCAGCGGAUGUUAAUACCCUUCACAAACUUUGCACACCGCCUCCCCUCCCCUUACCUGCUACAUUCCUGCACUCAGGCACAGGUGUUGAUAAAUGGCCACUGGGCAACGAAGCACCUUUUGGACCUUGAUGAUCUCUUGUCCUGUCCAAACGUUGGUUCCACAUGUGCUCGAUUCAGAUCCCAAUUCUGUACUCAUUUCGGUUUCUGCUUCCUGGGAUGACAUUAAAGAAAGCUGAAUAAAAGGAAUGUUGCAGCA